AUGGCUGGCCGUGCUAUUGACUACCACGAAAGCUUCCAGAUAUGGGCGACAAAGUGGCAUGUGGGAAAUGACGACAAGCGAUGUCUGCCCCGCGAAGAUGACUCGGAAAUAAUCAAAGAGUAUGAUAGCGCUAGCCUCGUUGCUUUGAGAAGGCUUGAACGAAAGACUUUGCCUCUCGCCCAUUACAUGGAAAUUCAAGAGUGCAUGCCGAAUGGAUGGGCAUCACGAUUGCAGAUCUGUACAAAGUUCACCAGUUUCGGCACUUACCUCCGCGUCCCCGUUGAGACGGUCUAUCUAGCGGUCAACUGCCUUGACCGAUUUCUCUCGGUUAGAGUUGUGUCAGAUGGGCACCUCGACGUAAUUGGAGCGAUCAUUUUCGCCAUUGCGGUCGAAUUCGAAAGAUCCAGUAGCAACAAGCACGUCAAGCUCUCUGGGUACAAGAUGGUGGAGCUGAGACCACUUAUGGCUGCGCUGUGGAACACCAGCCAACAGGAACAAAGCACCGCACCUAUCAAAGCUAUGAGGAUUGGCCAGUUUCAAGAAGCCGCUAGGGUCGUGGACCUUACCUUGAACAGCGUUUAUCUUUUUCUGCCACGAUGUUCCCGCCCGUGGGAUUAUGAGGGCCUGUACAUUCCCUCCUGGGAUGAUUCAACAGACAGCUCGCUAGAGAACAUCUCGAGCUCGUCAGAAUUCAGCUCACAAGGCGGAUGGGAAGAGGAGACAUAA
This is a messenger RNA of Colletotrichum orchidophilum, 726 nucleotides long. Its product is annotated as G2/mitotic-specific cyclin. Bases 1 to 726 code for a protein of 241 amino acids. NCBI's taxonomy places the organism in Eukaryota, Fungi, Ascomycota, Sordariomycetes, Glomerellales, Glomerellaceae. The transcript has 4 exons. The record is from RefSeq and is a predicted model, not a curated record.